This is a messenger RNA of Giardia duodenalis, 3213 nucleotides long. RefSeq lists its product as uncharacterized. The record is from RefSeq and is a predicted model, not a curated record. Bases 1 to 3213 code for a protein of 1070 amino acids. NCBI's taxonomy places the organism in Eukaryota, Fornicata, Diplomonadida, Hexamitidae. The transcript has a single exon.
AUGCAUGCAGUGAUCUACGGAUUGCUUGUCUUAUUAACUACAAUUACCACAGCACUAUGUGACCUACAUACUGCUAUCUCUGUUGUUGAAGAUAUAAAGCAAAUAUCGUGUUCCAAUGAUGCUGAAUGUUCAACCAGUUUAGCACUACCAUCAGGUAUAGUCGCUUGUUCAAGUAAUAAAUGUCAGCAAAAAUGCUCUCACCAGGGCACGUGCAUUUACCCUGCAGGCCAGAAGUGCACCAAUGGGCACUGUUCCAUGAGAUGUACUAAUGAUCAGGGAUGCGGAAACAAUCAGCGCUGCAUCACCUCUGGUUCUGCUGAAGGAGUUUGUGGCUGGAGCUGCACAGGGUCUUGUGCAGGCCAAACCUCUUGCGGAAUAGACGGCAUCUGUCGCCAGACAUGUGCUAGUGACACCGACUGUCCCACUGGCUCCGUCUGUAGAGACGAGUCUUGCUUCAGGACAUGCACGGAAUCCAAGGAGUGCUUAUCAGAGGGGAGGCUUCACUGCUGGAACGGCGUCUGCAGGCAGAAGUGCGCCCAGGCCACCGACUGCCCCAGUGGCUACAUGUGCUCGCUCGCAGGAGACUGCGAAAAGGUCUGCUACUUCAAUGCGGACUGCAGCGUUAUCACUGGAGAGGCGUGUCUUAAUGGGCACUGCAAAGACGGGUGCAAGGAUGACGCUGACUGUUCUUCCUCACAAACCUGCAACAUCUCCACCUCGUCAAGCACGGGCACCUGUGUCUGGAAGUGUAGCACCGAUUGCUCUGCAGAUCAGGUUUGCGGGGCUGACGGUAUCUGCCGCAAUCAAUGCAGCAAGUGCCAGGACAAGGAAGAAUGCCUCUACGGCUCUUGCUUUAAGAAGUGUAGUAGUGAUACUGACUGCACAGAAACCCCAAAACUGUCCUGCAUAGGCCUCCACUGCAUGGCUGUCUGCGUCAGCGACGUGGAUUGCACGGGCGGCCGGCUGUGCUCCUUCGAGGGAACCUGCAACUACCAAUGCAAGAGCGUUGCCUGCCCACACCCUUCCCUGUGUGCACUGGAUGGGGUGUGUCGCUUCAAGACCGAGACGUGCCAAGAUGGUUACACCAAGGGCCUGGAUGACGGAUUCUGCUAUCUGACAUGUGACUCCAAAAACAGCGACAGUCCCUGCGAUCCAAUGAGGACAGGCACAAACAAUAAGCCCUUGGACCCCAGUGUUUUCGAGAGUAACGCCAAUUACAAUACUCAGCAGCUGGCUGCCCAAGCCACAUCUCCCCUGAACCAGAUCUCUAUGACCUGUGCCGGCGGCAACCUGUGCAAAGCUGGCUGCAUCAUCGACAGCGACUGCCCGCUACUGAGCGUGUGCGACCAGGAGACCCACAGAUGCGUGCGGCGAGCGGACGCCCCCGUUUUGGCAGAGAUAAAAGGAUGCUGGUGCGAGGACAUCAGCUUGCAAGCAAACUAUGAAAACCUAUCAUUCACUUUAAACGUGCGUCCCAGAAACACUGCCGAGUGCAGGGCAGCGUUUUCCACGACGGCCAUUGUCCGACUCAACCUAUCAGAUUACGAAGACACCAUAGUGCAGACUCUAUCCGACUUUAGUUUCUCAAAUACAAACAUGAUAAGGCUCGCAUGUAAUCCCAGCUCCUUGCAGAGCUGCAAGCUGGCGAUGAUAACAAGCACGUCCGCUUCUGUUUCCAUAGAGUCAGCGACGCAUAUCAUGCCAACUAUUAUAAGUGACAUACUUCUUGAUAAGUAUGACUAUGAUACUUGCUUUAUAAGCAAAGGUUCCAGUAUUCAGUAUAUCAAAUCCCUGGAAGAAACUACCACGCAGUUAUGUGCUCGGUUAUCAUGGAACCAAGCAUGCCCCUAUUUAUCUACUAACCAGAUUGUGCAAUCCACCCUUAUUGUUCAUUUUAACGAUAAUCUAACUUCUCGAGAUGACAGAUACUCUCUACCCGUGGAAGCCAUAUCCAGUUCAAAGUUAACAUAUUGCGCCUCCCUCGAUGAACGCGAUACAGCCUUAGCUAGUCGUAUCAACAGCUACUUUACUGUCAGUUGGUUGACUGGUACAUUGUCUUUGCAGCUUAUUAUUGAUGAAGUGGAGGCAAACGUAGAUGUGGAACUAUCAAGCCUGCGAACAACCUACAUGGAGGACUGCAUACAGGAGUUCAGCGUUGUCAUUUCACCUAUUAGUGUCUUCACAGUAAUGAAAGGAUAUGAUACUAUCAAUAGUCACUUGUGCUCUAUUCCUCCCACCACUAAGCAAAUUGUGUUAACAGCGGUUGUCAGGGAUGAAAGAACGAGCGAUUCCAUAGUCUUAGAAAGACCCUUUCCAUCUUUUUCCUAUACGUCGACAGCUUCAAUCCCGUUUUUGUGUGGAACAGGGUAUCACAAGACAGUGCACCCCGACAGUUGCCGCAGUUUCUUUGCUAAUGUAUCAACUAGCACUGUGAAGAAGUUGAAUGGGUACGUGCGCAUCACCUUUUACGAUAGUAUGGACACCUCUGGAAACGGGAUGAUUCGGUCUACUUUCUAUUACGUAACAUACAACCUUGGGUGCUAUAACGGAACCGUAGUCAUAGUGGAACCCACAGUCCUCAGCCUGCGCCUCCAAGAGUCUGGGGCCAAGGAUUGCAGCAUCCCUACCCUGGAGCAGGCCGCCAUCUGGCAGGGAGUCGACCUUGUCAACGUGUCAAGUACCCGUCUGAAUGAGGCCGGCGCCCUCGUCUAUAUGAUCACUGCCGAGAUAUACACCAACUCCUCCAUGCUCCUUUCAAUGGGGAAGCUCGCAAAGCAAGGCACCUUCAGCAGAGAUACAGACGUGCUCAGGUUCUCAUGCGAAACAGACUGGGUGCCUGGUUUUGGCACGGAGUACGCUGGAAUGAGCUGCCAGAGAGUCCUUGCCGAAUUGUGGAACAAAAAGAAGACAGCCCUCGUGGGCCUCACCAUAGACGGCGUCACUAACACUAGUAUACACUCGGGGUUCAUCCCCAGCAUCACAAUCCAAUCCCAGGACUACAACACCACGUACAUUAUCACCUUCUCCGUUGCCGCGGCCUUUGCUGUGGCGCUGAACACUAUGGCACUCGUUCUGUGGGUCCGGUUAAAUAAAGAUGUCAAGGCCUUGAAUCUCAUGAUACGGAGUCAGCAUCGUAAGGGAAAGCAGCAGAGCAGCAGAGCCAAGAGUACGAUGCUGGGAAGCAAUGAAGACUUCAAUAGCCCCACAUAUUAG